AGGCUCAGGUGAUUUCUGAGUACACAAUGAUAAUAGCUUACUGAUGCAACAUAUUUCUACCGAGACUUAUUUCUUCAGGUUAUUUUGGUAAAUUUUAAAUAUUCCAAGCAGCUUGAUCAUCAAGGGUUCCGUUUGAAGCUCUAAAUACAGUGCCCGGUCUCGCUUAUCUUCAAACGGUCACGAACAUCUUGGGUAAAUCUUACGUCUGGUGGCACAACUGGGCCACAGCCGAAUAUAGCCCGGCCCGUGUCUAAAUUAAGUGUCCAGUAUGAACAGUGAGUGCUUCGGACUGGCCGAGAGGCUAGUGGACAGGACGUACGUGCAGCAGGCGCUCCAGGCCAAGCAGGCACUGACCAACCAGAUCAGGGCCUUACUGGAACAUAGGAAGUGGCCUGAGGAGGGUUGGGACGAGGCGACCAUCGAGCUCCUGCUGCAUGAGCUGGCCCUGAUGGACAGUAACAACUUCCCGGGGAACUGUGGGGUGGGGGAGCGCGAGGCACGGGUGGCCUCAGGCCUGGUGGACAGGAGGCACUUCAGACUUGGCCACGGCAUUGGCAGAUCAGGAGACAUCUCUGCCAUCCAGCCCAAGGCGGCUGGUUCCAGUCUACUCAACAGGCUGGCCAACAUAUUUGCUCUGGACGUCAUCAAACUGGCAGGUGUCAGAGCAGCAGCUGCAUGUGUGCUGGUUCCCAUGGCAACAGGGAUGAGCAUCGUUUUGUGUCUGCUGACCCUCCGUCACCAGCAUCCGCAGGCCAAGUAUGUCCUCUGGCCACGGAUAGACCAGAAGUCCUGCUUUAAGGCCAUCAAAACUGCAGGUUUUGAGGCUGUAGUGAUAGAGAACAGACUGGAGGGUGAUGAGCUGAGGACAGACCUGGCAGCUGUGGAGGACAAACUACAGGAGUUAGGGGCAGACAACGUUCUCUGUGUGUACUCAACAACCAGCUGCUUUGCACCAAGGGUACCUGACAGAUUGGAGGAACUCGCUGUUCUGUGUAAGAAGUAUGAUGUACCUCAUGUGAUCAACAAUGCCUAUGGUGUCCAGUCAUCCAAAUGUAUGCACCUCAUACAGCAGGCUUGUAGGGUAGGGAGAGUUGAUGCUUUCAUCCAGAGCACUGAUAAAAACUUCAUGGUGCCAGUGGGUGGGUCUAUUAUAGCCGGACCUGAUGAGACAUUCAUCGCUGAGGUCAGCAAAAUGUACCCAGGUCGGGCCUCUGCCUCUCCAUCCAUAGACCUAUUCAUCACUCUGAUGUCACUGGGGAGGAGUGGCUACAAGAAGCUACUGGCAGAGAGAAAGGAAAUGUUCCAGUACUUGUCAGCAGAGCUGUCAAGGGUGGCAGAAGAGAAAGGAGAAAGGCUUCUGAAAACACCUCACAACCCAAUCUCCAUGGCCAUGUCAUUGUCAGGCAGUGCAGCAGGGCAUGUUGGGAAGGAGGUGACCCAGCUAGGAGCCAUGCUGUUCACCAGAUGUGUAUCAGGGACAAGAGUUGUGGCUCCUGGUUCAGACAAGGACAUUGCAGGUCACACGUUCAGGAACUUUGGGGCGCACCAUGACAACUACCCUUGUGCCUACCUGACUGCCGCUGCUGCUGUGGGGAUGACAAAAACAGAUGUAGACCUUUUUAUCAAGAGACUCUGCAAGGUUCUGGGGAAAUCCAAAAAUAGGAGUGAUGAAAGAGUAGGUAGUUCUGGCGCUGCAGGUGAACCAGAGCAACACGACAGUGUUGGGUCGCCAACUGACGGAUUGGAUUGUUCCGAUAAAAGAUAAAUAAUUCCCUCACGUGUCAAUGUAGAAGGCAUUGCAAUGUCCUUGAACUUGCUUUAAUGGAAUUGCGGAUGCGACGUCACCUUUGGCAAUUUACUUGCUAUUUGCUCAUUGCUAGAAGAAAUUUGUAAGGUUCAUGACGUUUUUGUAAAUUGUAUGUAAAUCAAACACCACUUGUCAUCUAAAAACCCAGCUUAUACUGUAAUUGUCGGGUCUUAUUUGUCGUGUAAUACUGUUGCUCGUCACUAGAUAGCGCUUCAAGACUGCCCAAAUACUUGAUCACCUGUCAUCUGUGUGACAUACUAUAAUAUAAUCAUGAUCAGUUGUCACCAGGGGGCACUUUUGUACCAUCCAGCAGAGAACAGCAUGUCACAUAUUUGUUAUGAAGUUAUCUUGAGAUGUUUACACAAUUCAUGCUAGUAAAUUGACGUAAAUUGUCAAUUACUG
Molecule: messenger RNA, 2209 nt
Organism: Branchiostoma floridae (Florida lancelet)
Lineage: Eukaryota; Metazoa; Chordata; Leptocardii; Amphioxiformes; Branchiostomatidae
Product: O-phosphoseryl-tRNA(Sec) selenium transferase-like
Exons: 11
Coding region: 269-1765 (498 amino acids)
Biological process (GO): conversion of seryl-tRNAsec to selenocys-tRNAsec; selenocysteine incorporation
Molecular function (GO): tRNA binding; O-phosphoseryl-tRNA(Sec) selenium transferase activity
Source: RefSeq, a predicted model, not a curated record